Messenger RNA from Amoebophrya sp. A25, 2768 nucleotides. Lineage: Eukaryota; Dinophyceae; Syndiniales; Amoebophryaceae. The record is from the annotation of a GenBank genome assembly.
AUUCACUUAGCGAAUCCCGAUGCACAGAUAGCAUAGAAGGCGUAGAGGCGAAAAAAUGUCUUCCCCGCAGCGCCUCUGGGACGCAUCGUCUGCGAUUCGACUUGUAGAGCUGUAGCAUUCUCUAGUAUCUUGCUAAGGAACAAGUACUUAACAAGUUAGUAAUAAGUAGUAAGUAACUGCAGCAUUAAGUAGAUUCAAGUAAAAACGAACUUUAGUGGUCGACGUGCAAGAGCAAGUACCUAUCUGCCAGAUUUUUAAGGCUAGUCUGACUCUACCACGUAAGUGUUAGAAAUAGUACAAUGAAUAAUCCUCGGCUCGUAUAGGUGCCAUUCCGUAAAGUUUUCACAGGGGAGGCAUCCAACACCUAACCUACAACUAGCUAUCUUAUCCAAUUAAUUCUCCUUCGAGUUUUUUCAAGUAUAACCUACGACAUCUUCCUCUGGUCUUUCUUUUUUCUAGUUAGGUCGGCUCCGCCACAAGUAUAACUUACGACAAGAUUAUAACAGCUCACCUACAGCUUCACCCAUCAUUAUAACAGCUCACCUAUAGCUUCACCCAUCAUUAUAAUAUAACAGCUCACCUAUAGCUUCACCCUGUUCUACCUAUAGCUUCACCCUGUCCUAUCCUUUCGGUCAUGGAAAACAGCAUUGUGUAGUUUCAGUAAAUUUAGAUUAAAGGACUACUGAAGACAUCACCAGCACGGAAUGUUGUUUCCUUGUUGUGGUUCCGAAUACAGGGGUCGCGACCCCAAUCGGGUGCGGAUUUCUGCACCCCUAUUGGAGAAAAUCGAUGCUGUGUUCGGGACUAUGGACACUGACGAAAGCGGAGAAGUAGACUUCGAUGAGGCAUUGCAGAUGUUCGGACGGUUCACGGGAGUAGCGGCUAAGAAGCUGUUAGAGGACAUGGACAUGAAUAAUGUUAGGGAAUGGUCCUCACGGUGUGGUCAUACGAAAAUCACGGAUAAAUGUGUCUCAUAUGUUGGUGUGGUCAUACAUUUUAAAUCACGGAUACUAUAGCUCUCACAUUUUAAAUCACUGAUAAAACUGUGUGGUCAUACAUUUUAAAUCACGGAUACUAUAGCUCUCACAUUUAAUUUCAAUGGAUCUCAUAUGCAUGCUUCGGUGUUGACAGUCAGAACCAGAAAAUUGGUGGCGUAGCUUGCCUAUACGCUCACUCCUUCACAAGUGAGCCUACUCCUAUCCUAUCCUAAUGGAUAUUAUGUCUCUGGUCUUGUACUAAGUAGAUUGAGACAAAGCUCAGACUUUAUUUCGUCCAUGUUGACCUAGAAGAAACUCCGAAAGAGCAUACAUAUAAGUAAUUCUACCUGCUCCUGUAGAAGAAUUUCAUUUCUAAUUGCUACCGGAUGAUAUCGCGAGAAGAGUGGCGCUUCUAUUUCCGUCGAGUGCUGGCAGGAACGGGAUAUACAGAGCAAGAUGUCGAUGAGGAGUUAGACCUUUUUCUUAUGGCGAAGUCGGAAAAGAAGACUCUAACGUCUCGACGUAAUCGUUUUACAACAAACAAAGAAGUCGUCUCAGAUACAUAGAUCUAAGAUGUUUUCUUAUGACGACAUACUUAUAAAUGAUCUGUAGAUGUUGACUUAUACUAGAAUUAGAAGAAAAUCCUAGAUCUUCUGUAGUGUCAUACAUAAGAUGUCGCUAGUACGAUGUAGUCACAAGGUGUGACUGACUCGAUGUCGACGAGGAGUUAGAAACUACUGACUAGAUCAAGAUGCCUUUGUAAUCGAUCGUUCUUCAAGUAGAACCCUUGUUUCAGAUAUUACCUCACUGAUAGAUUCUAAGAAAGAAAUGGGAGAAGGCAUGCGAUUCCAGUUACCGACAGCACAGGUCGCACAGCAGUCGAAUUUAUUGCUUCAAAGUGGCCAGUCUAGUGGUGGCCCUGCAGCGGCAUUGUCGAUCAUCACGAGAUCUACGUCGUCGAAGAGUAGUCAUUCUGCAUCAAAGGUCGGACCAGAUCAUAUGGUUUCUUUGACAGGACCUGGAGGAGAGGCCAAUGUAAUCGUGUCCGGAAUAAAAGUCGCAUCUACAGUUGUAACAACUGCGAGCGCAAAACAAGGCGAGAAAGAAGCAUCUUCCACUAGUGGUCGGCCUUCCUCUCCCAGCGAGCGGCGUUCAGAAAAAGCCAAUACUGCGAUAUCUUUGUCCGGUACAGCAAAUUCUUCGGCUUUAUCGUCGUCUCGACACAACUCGAAGAAAAGCACGGCAAGCGGAACUAUUAUGGCCUAAGAAAGUAGUUGUCAGAUUCAGUGCAUGAAAAUGGCAAAUAGUUGUCGAUGAAUCAUGAUGCUGUGCUUUACGUUCAUUCAGCAAUAUCGAUCGCUCUAACCAUCGCAAGCCGAAUACUCUUGGCGUCUCGCGCAACAGUGGAGACAUGAAGACAUUCAACUGAAGAGGGGAGUACUAUUCCACGUGAUUCUACUCGGGUCACAAUGGAACCAGGCAGUUACUUGUAAUUGCUACGUGGUUCGAAUGAAUGAGUGAAUGAAUGAAUGAUGCGCUGACUUUGCGAGACGAGAGAAGCAAGAAGUAAUGAGUGCUUCCGGUUUUUUGAAUAAUCGUAACGGCGUUGGAUCGAGUGAUGUCAUCGUUUGUUGAGUCGAGGUUGUAUGUUGCAAAAAAGAGUUCCUUCUUAUGCCUCUGAAACACCUCUGACUGAAGAGUCUUGGACCAAUGCCGUCGUGUAACGCUCAUAGUCAUGAAACAAGUCAACAAAUUUUCCGAACCUAUGCAAACUCAGUAUGCAGCGACAUC